This is a messenger RNA of Candidozyma pseudohaemuli, 1176 nucleotides long. RefSeq names its product pepsin-like aspartic protease. Gene Ontology annotation, molecular function: aspartic-type endopeptidase activity. Bases 1 to 1176 code for a protein of 391 amino acids. Gene Ontology annotation, biological process: proteolysis. NCBI's taxonomy places the organism in Eukaryota, Fungi, Ascomycota, Pichiomycetes, Serinales, Metschnikowiaceae. The record is from RefSeq and is a predicted model, not a curated record. The transcript has a single exon.
AUGCUCUCCUUCCUCAGUUCAUUCGCUGUCUUGGUGUAUGUCAACGCCUUGACCAUUCCACAUGGGGAAUACCACGGCAAGAGAAGCGUUUCUCCUCUCAAAAUCGACUUUACUGUUUCGAAGCAGCAGGAUGAAACCAUUGCCCAGUUGAAGGCCAAAGCCAGUGCUCUUAUGGCCCACUAUGCGCCUGAUGUUUUUCAGAAAAGAGCCAUCGAUACCCCCAUUGUCAACUACAAAGACGUCAGUUACCUCAUAGAUUUCCAGCUUGGAGACAAUCAGCAGCAGAUUCUGGCUAUCUUGGAUACUGGAUCCUCUGACCUCUGGGUGAACGGACCCGAGAUUGAUAAGCCAGAAGGUGGAACCUACGACCACUCACAAUCCUCCUCGAGUAAGAUGCUUGACCAGGAGUUCUUCAUUUCUUACUUGGACAAGUCGUACGCCAGCGGAGAGUACUACACCGACCAGCUUGCCAUCAAUGGCGAGAAGGUUUUGGACGAUUUCCAGUUUGCUGUUGUCAACAAGAGUCAGAACAACAGUCAGGGUGUUUUUGGCAUUGCCGACAAGAACCAGUUGGCUACGAACAGCACAUACGACAACUUGCCCUGGGCGUUGCAAAAAGCAGGUGUGACUCCGAAGGCUUCCUACUCAUUGUUUUUGGGCUCUAGAGAGGCUAAGAAGGGGUCCAUUGUGUUUGGAGGCAUUGACACCGAAAAAUAUGAGGGUGAGCUCACAAAGUACCCCGUGGAGGGUCUGAGAGGGUUGGCGCUUAAUUUGAAGAGUGCUGAGGUUGCAGGAAACACCCACGAUUUGGACAUUGAGAUCUUGUUGGAUUCUGGAACAUCUUUGAACUUGUGGCCUAAGGAGAUUGUUGAUGCUAUUGGAAAGGAACUCAAGGGUAGCGAAAUGCAAGGCUACUACUUUGUCGAUUGCACACAGCCAGAGGAUAAGUAUGUCUCUUUUGACUUUGGCCAGAACAAAAUCAAGGUGUCCUACCAAGACCUCGUGUGGAAGAGCGACGGAUUGUGUUUGUUGGGAGUCAAGCCAUCCUUCAACAAUACCCAUAUUUUUGGCGACGUUUUCUUGAGAUCAGCCUACGUCUACUACGAUCUUUCGGAGCAUGAAAUCUCCAUUGCCCAGGCCAAGUACACCAACUCCUCCAACAUCAUCGAGGCCUGA